This is a messenger RNA of Plenodomus lingam JN3, 1266 nucleotides long. RefSeq lists its product as uncharacterized. Gene Ontology annotation, cellular component: nucleus; spliceosomal complex. Gene Ontology annotation, biological process: mRNA splicing, via spliceosome. NCBI's taxonomy places the organism in Eukaryota, Fungi, Ascomycota, Dothideomycetes, Pleosporales, Leptosphaeriaceae. The record is from RefSeq and is a predicted model, not a curated record. Gene Ontology annotation, molecular function: zinc ion binding; RNA binding.
AUGGAAUCGUUCAUGAAGGAGAUUUCAUCUAUAAAAGGUUUCCACGCGCGCUACCCCAACGAGCCCGUCGAGAACCUCGAGAAAGCAUACAAAAGGCGCUCGCCAGAAGACCAUGCGCACUCAAUCGCCACCAUUGAUUCCAUGUUCACUGGUGAGGAGGGCUUCGGCCGCUUCUUCGACCUGACCACACUGCACGAACAGUACCUCAACCUGCCUGUGCACCAGCACUCACGUCGCCUCACAUACCUCCAGUACCUCGAUGUGUUUGACGCCUUUAGCCCGCCAAAGUGUAACAUUCGUCGCGACCAGAAGAAGUCAGAAGCGUACUUCCAGUAUUUGAAGGCAUUACAAGACUACCUCGAGUCCUUCAUGCGCCGCACCAAGCCACUGGAGAAUCUGGACAAGCUUUUCGAUAGUUUCGACAAGGAGUUUGAAGAGCUUUGGGAAAAGGAACAGGUCCCAGGUUGGGAAAAGGAUGCAUCAUCUGCAGCACCUGCUGAUGGAGGAGCACAAGGAGAGGGGAUUUGGUGCUCAGCAUGCAAAAAGGGCUUCUCGAAAGAGACAGUAUACGAAGGGCACUUGUCCGGCAAGAAGCACAAGAAGGCGGUAGAACAGAGUCAAGAUGGCGCAAAGGAAGGUGCCAACGGGCAGGUCAACGGUUCAUCAGAUAUUCAACGUUUCAAAGAGCGCGCCGUCGCCGAGCGAGAGUUCCGGAUAAAGAAGCUCGCAGCAGCCAUGCAAACAGAACGCGCCGAUACCAAGGCAAACGUCGAGCGGAAGCAGGGCAUGACCGAGCGCGAGCGCCAACAAGAGCUAGAACAACUCUACUCGGAGAAACCAGAGACGGGCGGGAAGGAGGACGAUGGGGACUCGGAUGGCGAGGAAAAGAUAUACAAUCCACUUAAACUUCCUUUAGCAUGGGACGGCAAACCCAUUCCGUUCUGGCUCUACAAGUUGCACGGUCUUGGCGUCGAGUUUCCUUGCGAGAUUUGCGGCAAUUUCGUCUACAUGGGUCGGCGAGCGUUUGAUAAGCAUUUCAACGAGCCUCGUCAUAUUCACGGUUUGAAGUGCCUGGGCAUUACGAACACCACGCUCUUCCGAGAGAUUACUAGCAUUCAAGAAGCAGAGGCACUGUGGAGGAAAAUUCAGAGGGAUAAGAAGAAAGAGAAGACUAUGGCAGAAAAUGUUGUGGAAAUGGAGGACUCCGAAGGUAAUGUCAUGCCCGAGAAGGUUUACAUGGAUCUGGCUGCUGCUGGUAUGCUUUGA